AUGAAACGAUACAGGAGCUACGAGAGACAGCAGCUGGACGAGAGCCCAAAUUCUGAAGCUAAGAAAGAUCUUCCACUCCUCGUCAGCCUUGAAAGACCCGUAUCUCCACCAUCAAGACGGGCUGCACCAGUCGCAGCGCCAUCGCCGAAGGAGACUGCUUCGGGCCUGCCGCAAGACACAUCACUCAGCCUUGCCGCCAUCGAAGCAGGCGAAGUGAAGGUCACUGACCACCUGGGUAUCAUCUCCGAAAAAUUCAAAGGAUGCAUCCGCCAUUUAAUUCCCCAGUCACCCCAUCGUCUUACAAUGGACGAAUGGACAGACCUUUAUCGCCGCAAUGCACACCCGCGAGGCCGCCACUUCGUCAUUCACCAACAUGAUCACCCCGUCGCUGGUCCACACUAUGACCUCCGAUUACAAUUCUCAGAAACCAGCUCUGUCAGUUGGUCCAUAAUGUAUGGAAUGCCCGGGCACCCGAACAGCGAGAGAUUGAAUCGAAAUGCGACUGAGACUCGCGUUCAUUGUUUAUGGAACCAUAUUCUUGAGACUGCAUCAGCCAAAACGGGGUCAAUUAUUAUUUGGGAUACUGGGGAGUAUGAGAUUCUUCCGUGGAAGAGGGAGGAAUCUUUGCCCCAAACUGAUGAUUCGCGAUCCGAAUCUGAUGUCGAUGUUACGGAGGGAGAACAGUGUGCGGAUAGCAUGAAGCUGCACGAGGCAUUUAAGAGGCGCAAGAUCCGUGUCCGUCUUCAUGGUGCACGACUACCAGAGGGAUAUACCAUCAUCCUUCGACUAGACAAGAAGACGGAUUACGCGCGGCCGAUACGUAAAGGCCCAAAACGCCGCAGACGCGACCCGAAAGCGACCCAGUUAAAUCGAGCACCAUCCACCUCGAAUUCGGACUCGGACUCCCAUCUAUCUCCUGGUCAAACCGCACCUCGAGGAUCUCCAACGCCCCACGACACCACGCACUCCGACAAUGACGUCGACACCACUAUACAAAAGAACAACGCUUACCCCGGCUCACACAACACCAUCGGCUCCAUACACCAGCGUCGCUGGUAUCUCAGCAUGGACCGCGAGGCCUCAGGAUUCAAUUCCAUUGGAAGACACAAAAACCGGGGAAAAAGAAAUGGGCCCGAAGACAAGACAACAGGGGAUCUUCCGGCUUUGAGCCCUUCU
This is a messenger RNA of Penicillium atrosanguineum, 1176 nucleotides long. RefSeq lists its product as uncharacterized. Lineage: Eukaryota; Fungi; Ascomycota; Eurotiomycetes; Eurotiales; Aspergillaceae. The annotation marks the transcript as partial. The transcript has 3 exons. The record is from RefSeq and is a predicted model, not a curated record.